This is a messenger RNA of Cavenderia fasciculata, 1194 nucleotides long. RefSeq names its product protein serine/threonine kinase (gene cak1-2). The coding region runs from base 1 to 1194 and encodes 397 amino acids. Gene Ontology annotation, cellular component: nucleus; cytoplasm. The transcript has 6 exons. Gene Ontology annotation, biological process: endocytosis; signal transduction; peptidyl-serine phosphorylation. NCBI's taxonomy places the organism in Eukaryota, Evosea, Eumycetozoa, Acytosteliales, Cavenderiaceae. Gene Ontology annotation, molecular function: protein serine/threonine kinase activity; ATP binding. The record is from RefSeq and is a predicted model, not a curated record.
AUGGAGUUAAAGAUUGCAGGCAAAUAUAGGAUGGGAAGAAAGAUUGGUGGAGGUUCUUUCGGUGAAAUUUACUUGGGAACCAAUAUAGCCACCAAUGAAGAAGUGGCUAUUAAAUUGGAACCUGCCAAAGCUGUACAUCCUCAAUUAUUAUUUGAAUCAAAAUUAUAUAAGAUCUUUGCAGGAGGAAUUGGUAUUCCAUCAGUAAAAUGGUUUGGUUUUGAUGGUGAUUAUAAUAUUAUGGUUAUGGACUUGUUAGGACCAAGUCUUGAAGAUUUAUUCAAUUACUGUGGUAGAAGAUUCUCAUUAAAGACUGUAUUAAUGUUGGGCGAUCAAAUGAUUAGAAGAAUAGAAUUUAUUCAUGCAAAUAACUUUAUUCAUAGAGAUAUCAAACCAGACAACUUUUUGAUGGGUAUUGGAAAGCGUGGACAUGUUGUAAAUCUUAUUGAUUUUGGUUUGGCAAAGAGAUACAGAGACCCAAGAACUCACCAACACAUCUCUUAUCGUGAGAACAAGAACCUUACUGGUACAGCUCGUUAUGCCAGUUUAAAUACUCACCAAGGUAUCGAACAAAGUAGACGUGACGAUAUUGAAUCACUUGGUUAUGUAUUGAUGUACUUUAACAGAGGCAGUCUUCCUUGGCAAGGACUUAAAGCCUACACAAAGAGAGAAAAGUAUGAAAAGAUUUGUGAUAGAAAGGCUCAUACUGAAAUUGAAGUAUUAUGUCAAGGUUUCCCACGUAUAAAAUUACUUCGUGAAAUGUUUGUUAGAGAAGGAUUUAAAUAUGAUUAUAUGUUUGAUUGGGUUAUUAUUAGAAAAUUGAAAGAAAAACCACCACUUUUAAAUUACCCAUCAUCAACUCAAACCAUCCCACCAUUGCAUGGUGGAACGGCUUCAAGUCAACCAUCCCAAACAACAUCGACUGGCGCAACAGCAGGAGUAGAUAAAAAAGCUGAACCAGCCUCAACCAUAACUGAAAAGGGGACUGCUACACCAGCAAUUACAGUAAACUCAAAUCAAGGCAGCUCAACCCCUGCUGCCAACAGUACCUCUGCCACUCUUGGCACUACAUUUACUAGACAGAAAAAGGUCAUUCAAAUGUCGGACAACAAUGCCUCCUCCUCGUCCAACAAUUUAACCUCCCCAACAACCACCUCGACUACAACCACAACCAAUACCUCUAAAGGACUCUACUAA